AGAAAAAUUGGAAAAGUGAAGCUUCUAAAACGCAGCGGUAAUGCGCGAACGUAAAGCAAUAAAACGCACUAUUUCGCUUCGUUCUUUUUAAGACGCCAGCUAACUGUUGUCAACUUGUUAGUUGUUACCGUCUCUGUCUCAGCUCACCUUAUCUUAUCCAAAUCACCGCAGACUGAGACUAGAAGCUAAUUUCCAUGUUGUCCAACAUCUCUUUGAUAUCAAAGUCAAAUGAAUCUUUAUUUUUCUACGAUACCCCUCCAAAUGUUCAAAAACUUUCAUUUUCGUCUUUGAAAGCUCUUAAUAACUACUCAAAUCAAGGAGGGUUAGAGCCAGAGUUCCAAUGGCAGAGAAGGACCUUGACACCAUGAGGAGGAGACUGGCCUCGAUAACCAACCAUCUCGUUCCCUUUCACCUUUCGCAGAAUGGGGCAGUCGGAUUGUGUAAUACUUCCAUGAAAGAUAGCUACCACAGGGUUCACGGUGACGUUCCCUCUCAUGAUGUGGUUUGGAGGAGGAUCGCUUCUGAUGAAUCUGGCAAGGAAUUCACUGACAUUGUAUACGAGAAGGCUGAAGAAGAAGCUAUAGCAAAGAUCACCAUUAAUAGGCCAGAGAGAAGGAAUGCUUUCCGACCCCAUACCAUUAAGGAGCUUAUUCGUGCUUUCAAUGACGCCAGAGAUGAUAGCUCUGUUGGGGUCAUCAUUCUCACUGGGAAGGGAACCAAGGCAUUUUGUAGUGGUGGUGACCAGGAUUUGAGAACUAAAGAUGGUUAUGCUGAUUUCGAAAGUAUUAGCCGACUUAAUGUGUUAGACUUACAGGUGCAGAUCCGUCGUCUUCCAAAACCAGUGAUUGCUAUGGUAGCAGGUUAUGCUAUUGGAGGAGGACAUAUAUUACAUAUGGUCUGUGAUCUAACCAUAGCAGCGGAUAAUGCUAUAUUUGGCCAAACCGGUCCUAAGGUAGGAAGUUUUGAUGCUGGUUAUGGAAGUUCCAUCAUGUCACGUCUGGUGGGGCCCAAAAAAGCACGUGAAAUGUGGUUUCUCACGAGGUUUUAUACUGCUGUUGAAGCAGAGAAAAUGGGACUUGUGAACACUGUUGUUCCUCUACAAAACUUGGAGAAAGAGACAGUAAAAUGGUGUCGAGAGAUUCUGAGGAAUAGCCCAACUGCGAUACGAGUUCUCAAGUCAGCUCUUAAUGCAGUGGAUGAUGGCCAUGCUGGACUUCAGGAACUUGGUGGAAACGCAACACUUAUAUUUUAUGGCACUGAGGAAGCUAGCGAGGGAAAGACAGCAUUCAUGCAACGUAGAGCCCCAGACUUUUGCAAGUUUCAUAGGAGACCUUGAUAUUGAUUUCAAUUCAUUUAUAUUUCUAAUUAAUCUCAUUUUUGAAUAAUCCUCAUAACUAGCCAAUUCUCCCCAAAUUUUUACAUUUGUUCUUGUCCUCAAGCUAUUGUUUGGAGAAUUUUUUUUUUUUUGGAGUUGUGGUUGGGAGGGAUGAUGACAUGCUCCCAUCAGAAUAUACAUUUGGUAUGAUAUGUAUACUAUAUUCAAAUAUUUUUCUU
Prosopis cineraria is the source of this 1554-nucleotide messenger RNA. RefSeq names its product 1,4-dihydroxy-2-naphthoyl-CoA synthase, peroxisomal. Gene Ontology annotation, cellular component: cytosol. Bases 341 to 1336 code for a protein of 331 amino acids. Gene Ontology annotation, molecular function: 1,4-dihydroxy-2-naphthoyl-CoA synthase activity. The transcript has 9 exons. NCBI's taxonomy places the organism in Eukaryota, Viridiplantae, Streptophyta, Magnoliopsida, Fabales, Fabaceae. The record is from RefSeq and is a predicted model, not a curated record. Gene Ontology annotation, biological process: menaquinone biosynthetic process.